AUGGCGACUCCUCACCACAAGUUCUCGCUGCGGUGUGAACACAGUUACCUCAAGAUUGCCAUAUUCUUUGACGACGGGGCCGGCACUGUCGCUGACGUCAAGCAGCUCAAAUUCGCCAUCGACAACACGCUCAAGACAGCGUUCGGUGCAGUGGGAGCUUCCGCGAGCGAGUUUGACGUCUUGGCCUUCGAGAACAUGGCUGCAAAUGCCAGCGAGCCCAGUACGGCACUGCUGCGCGUCCAGCGUAGCGGUCUCGAGGUUUUGUGGGGUGCCACGACCAUGUGCACGUCAAUCAACGGGAAGCUCUGCAAGCUCGAGGUGCUGCACAUGGGCGACUCGCUCAUGGACAUGGCUUCAGGAAGGUUUCUGUAG
Molecule: messenger RNA, 372 nt
Organism: Hyaloperonospora brassicae
Lineage: Eukaryota; Oomycota; Peronosporomycetes; Peronosporales; Peronosporaceae
Source: the annotation of a GenBank genome assembly